Messenger RNA from Bipolaris maydis ATCC 48331, 2128 nucleotides. Its product is annotated as glycoside hydrolase. NCBI's taxonomy places the organism in Eukaryota, Fungi, Ascomycota, Dothideomycetes, Pleosporales, Pleosporaceae. Gene Ontology annotation, biological process: carbohydrate metabolic process. The record is from RefSeq and is a predicted model, not a curated record.
AGCCCCCAACCUUCUCCUCUUUUUGCCAUGACUUUGUUCACUCUGCCGGUUGGAGUUCUUCACCGGCGCCGUUGUAAUCGCUGGAUGUUUUUAUUGUAGAAUUUGCUACCUAGGCGCGUGAACACAGAUUACGUACUUUGCAAGGGGGUUACGCGUCGCUGGGUGUUUUGGAUUGGGUUGGCAACUUGAGUUGAGAAAGAGCUUGGGGAAUUUCUGGGCGUUGAAAAUGGUGUUCUGUAUUGUCGGACCAGUCUGGCGAUUGAGGAUGUUAUUGUUAUUGCUUGUGAUCGCGUUCGUGACGGGGCUGGUAGCUGGUACUUCAGGCCCACAAGAUGCACAAGGAAAUGCUCAAGUAGAUUACAAGUUCAAGAUUCAAGAUGGAUCUCAGUCACCUCUGCAAGUAUCGCCUGAGGACUCGCCAUCAACACCGCAGAGAAAUACACCAACCAGCCAUUCCCUCACAAAAACCAACAUCCUCCAAGAUCUGCACUCCGCCCUCUCAACAAUGCAAGACCACUACUUCGCCAUCUGGCUCGGCAAGUACACCACUGCGAUCGACUGGACCGGAGCCGUAACCUCAACCUACGUCUCCGCCACGCUCUCCACGCUCUCCUCCACUCUGCCCAGCACUUUCUCCCAGACCCGCAAACAUGAGAUGGAAGCUCUUGUGCGCGAAAACGAAAUAAACAAGUACUUUUCCCAAAUCACAGCCUACUACUUUGGGGAAGAUCACUUCGCAAUCCGCAUGCAAGCCUACGACGACAUGUUGUGGGUAGUCCUAGGCUGGCUUGAAGCAAGCACAUUCAUCGAAACACAUUCUUCAUCCCACCACUCCGCCUCGACCAGCCGACCAGAAAAAUCAUGGCACGCCCACCAAUUUAUCCCAGCCUUCGCCCACCGCGCGCGCAUCUUCUAUGAACUCGCCGAAAAAGGCUGGGACUGGCGCCUCUGCGGUGGAGGCAUGACAUGGAAUCCCUCCCUCUUACCUUACAAAAACGCAAUCACAAAUCAACUCUUCAUCUCCGCCAGCAUAAGCAUGUACCUACACUUUCCCGGAGACGAAAAUUGUUCACCCUUUUUCUCCCAAUCACCCUCUUCUUCUAACAACCAUAGCAAUAGUGUGAGGGAGCAAGACAACGACGAUGACGACGACGGCUGCCUCGACAACCCCCACACCCGCCCCCGCUACUCCCCCAUCUACCUCGCCAACGCCAUCAACGGAUACACCUGGCUCCAGCAAAGCGGCAUGCAAAACACCCAGGGCCUCUACACCGACGGUUUCCACAUCACCGGCUACCGCACCAACCACAGCAAAACCGUCUGCGACGACCGCAACGAAAUGGUCUACACCUACAACCAAGGCGUUGUCCUCUCGGGAUUGCGCGGACUCUGGGAAGCAACAGGGGAAACUCGGUAUCUGCAAGAUGGCCACGAGCUUGUGCGAAACGUCAUACGAGCUACAGGCUGGGACGCCGCCUCGCCCUCUUUCUCCUCCCCAACACCACCACCACCAUCAUCAUCAUCAUCUUCUUCUUCUUCUUCUUCUUCUUCUUCCAAAGCUAAAGCAGAAGAGAAAUGGUCCGGCCUCGGCGCAAACGGUAUCCUAACCGAACUCUGCGACCCCACCGGCCACUGCAACCAAGACGGUCAGACUUUCAAAGGCAUAUUUUUUCACCACCUAGCCGCCUUUUGCGACCCUUUGCCCCGGAAGCCGGUGAGAAGCGGUAAGACGUAUGGGGCGAGUAAGGCAGUGGCGGCGUUGCAUCGGAAUAGUUGUAAGGGGUAUACGCGGUGGGUGGUGCACAAUGCGCAGGCUGCGUUGGCGACGAGGGAUCGCGAGGGUAGGUUUGGGGGGUGGUGGGGUGCAAAGGAGGGGAGUGAGCGGGAGAGGUGGGAGGUUGAGUUUGGGGUUAAUGCGACGGAUUAUCGGAAUGGGGAUGUGGGAGAAGGGGAUGAGAGGGAUGUGUAUGGGACGAGGGAGAGGGUAGAGUUUACCGAGAGACGGGUGGGUGGGGAUUUGAAUGAUCGGGGGAGGGGUCGCACAAUUGAGACGCAGGGGAGCGGGUUGGCGGUUGUUCGUGCCAUGUGGAUUUUUCUUUGGCGAGAUGAGGUGGGGGGUGUUGAGUAG